Molecule: messenger RNA, 3417 nt
Organism: Zasmidium cellare ATCC 36951
Lineage: Eukaryota; Fungi; Ascomycota; Dothideomycetes; Mycosphaerellales; Mycosphaerellaceae
Exons: 3
Coding region: 1-3417 (1138 amino acids)
Molecular function (GO): protein binding
Source: RefSeq, a predicted model, not a curated record
AUGGCGGCACAAAACAAUGUGAAGCCUCGCCGGCCCGCAUUACUCUCGCUGCUGGACCCCGUAUGGUUGUCACGAUGUGCCACCAUGCUGCAGACGCUCGCUGUUCCCUUUGCCUUCUACUUCAAGCCGGUCAUUGUUUUCGUUGCCAUGUCAUGGCUCUUCUACCGAGCAUACCAGGUAUUAAACAAGCCUCUGGAAGAGCUUGCUGGUCUGUUAGGCUUCGAUAUUCCUUCUGAGCCCAUCAUCGAUCUCGCCAGCAUCAAGGCGGAUGGUGCUAUCGUUCACAUCUCUUUACCCGAGAAACAGAAACCGAAGACUUCCAUGAAAUUCGAGAUUCACUUGAACGGCACUGUCAUUGACACAUUAUCCAUUCACGAAACCGCCGCGACGAUUACCGGCCUACAGCCUGAGGGGUUCUAUGUUGUGAGGGUAUCUUUGGUCAACAAUGUCGAGUUCAGUUCAAGAAGCGCGCCGAUCCGCUUCAGGACCAAGCCGGCCAAUUCAGGCGAUUUCUUCGUUAUCUCUGCAGACGGACAUGAGACGGAUCAAGAUGCUGCGCAUGAGGUCAUGCCGAGGGUCAGGCCGUUUAGGGGUUUGAAGGAUAUCGCACCUGCUUCACCUGAUACCAUACCUAUGACACGCGAGGGAAGCAGCACUGGUCUUGGGGUCAAACGUACUCUUACUGGAGGACGUAGACCAUCUCCAGUCAGCAUACCUUCAGACAAACACGAUCCACCCCACGAUGAGGGAGAGCCACCCGAGGGAGCCGAGACGAUCCAACAGUUGACGGAGAGGUUGGAUGCUGUUCGAAGGGAGACGGAUGAGGCGGAAAAGCAGGCGAAAGAGGAGGACGAGGAAGAACUGCGGCAGAAGGAUGAGCUGAUCAAGGAACGUGAUGGUUUGAAAGCAGAGGCUAUGGAGAAAGAGAGGGCAAGUCGGAAUCUGAAGAGGGAGGUCAACACACUCGAGCGCCAGAAUACGGCAGCACAGAACGAACGCACUAAGCAUGAGCGUCUGUUGCAACAAAAGAAGCAGGAGAGGCAGAAGCUGAAGGAUGACUUGAUUCGAUGGGAGAGGGAGGUCGAAGAGUACAAAGUGGCAGUCGAAAAGAUACGGCAGGAGAAGGAAGAAGAAGCAAGCAAGGCCACUGAAAAGCGGGAAGAGCUGCAAAGCAAACAAUCCGAGGAGACUGCGGCGGUCAAGGCUCUGGACGAUGAGAUCAGGGAAAAGAGCACCGAGAUUAAGAAGUUGGAGCGUGUGAUGCGAAACAACUCGCCUGGUACUAGCGACCAGCACGAACCGAAUCUCGUCCAACAAUUGCAGCAAGAUGCCGAAGAGAAGCGACAGUGGGAAAUCCAAUAUGGUCAAAUGCAGCAGCAAUACGCGAUGACCGUGCAAAAGCUCGAGCAGGCGAAACGAUUCUACGGCGAGCAGGCCGCUUAUCUGGAUACCCUUCGAGCACGCAGACGUCAAGAGGAAGCUGCACAAUACACUUCACCACCAGCCACGCAAGAACGAUUGCCGCGGAGAGGAGACAGCCAACGAAGUCGCAGAGCUCAGAGCGGACACAGCUCCUCGGACAGUCCACGCAUGGCUGGAUUCCCCAUCACUUCUGGUGCAUUUGGUCCUAGCAUGACUAGUACUGCCUCCAUGUUUCCAUCUGCGCCCUUCUUGAACAUCCACAACGGCAUGACGAUAUCUGGACCGACCGACGAAAUUGCCAUGACUGAGGAAGAGAAGGAGAAACUGACUGGUGGCGCGCCAAUGAGUCCCGGUGCAGGCGCUGAGUUGCUUCCUGCAGACUUGUUCGGUGAUGGUGAUAAGCUUGCUUCUGAUUUCGUUGCGCCUCUUCCUGGCCUUGGCUCGCUCCCAGGACUGCCAGGCAUACCUGGACCACCCACAAGCCAACUCGCUCAAGAAUACACUGGACAAGGACCUGCAUCUCCUGCCUCGGCGAGCAGUAGGUCGCCUAGUGUCUUCGCAAGUCCUCAGGCCAGUCAGCAGAAUCUUGCUCACAUAGGCUCACCUGACAAUGCCAUGGAUGCCGAUAGAAAGUCGAUUCGCUCAGUACGAUCCAAUCGUGCCACGAGUAAUGGUGGCGCUGGAAGCCGCUUCAGUGGCAUGUUUGGCAUCAAGCAGCGAGCAAAGACGACCUCAGCCGAUGAUGGUCUUGCUCUAGGCAAAGCGCAGAGCCAUUCGAUGCCGCGUCAAGAUCAAGGCAUACCCGGGAUUGACUCAAAUACCAGAAAGAGGAACAGCAGCAUAUCUGGGGCCGUCGUGGGCGGGUUUGGCAAUGAUGGUAGUUUUGACGCUCCACCACCAGCGGCCAGCUCUUCGAGACGAAGCCGAGCUUUCAAUCUCUUCAGCAGCAAGGACAAGAGCGAUGGAUGGCCCAGUGCGUUCACGCCAUUCGGUCGACGUCCAACAUCACCUCGACCUGUUUCAACCCAUUCGAACGAAUUGCCGCGACCAUCGUUCGACAGCAGCAGAUGGGGUGUAGAUACAUGGCCUUCUGGUGAUGCUGCAAGCGGGGCGAGGAGCAGCCCACUCGCUUUCGGCGCAGGCUGGAAUGCGCCUCAGCAGUCUCGUGUCUUCGGCUCUCGACAUCCAUCUCGACGACCAUCAGCACAGUAUGGUGCUAGUGGGCCACCAGAGGACAUCCUUGAAGAUGAAGACUCUGACACCACCGAUUCUCUUCGUGCCGCUCGAUUGGGUGCAAUCGGAACGAAACCCCCUCCUGGAUCCAAAAAGGCUGAAAAGGCUGCUGUGGAUGAGGACGUGCCCAAGCUGAAUCCUAACGCUAAGGACUUUAAGAGCUUCUUCUCGAGCAUGAAACUCAGCAAGCUGAAAGAAGGCGGAACUUCUUCCACCAAUGGCACUCCCAACCCUGACAAAGGCGAGUUCGAUGAGUCGCCGCCGAAUAGUCGCAAGUCGAAGGACACCCGCGACACUCGCUCUAUGACUACGAUCGAGUCCUCCAUCGCCGAGUCCUCUCGCAACUCCCAGGACCUUGCUCGAACGCCCUCCUACACCAACUCAGACGCCGCCGCCCCAUCGCCCUUACUCGGCGGCAGCUCCGCCGGCAAGGAAAGCUUCAUGCAAAAGCUCUCCCGCAAGUCCAGCUCCGGCAAAUUCGCGCUUCCAACCUUCAAACGCGAGAAGAGCAAGCUCGACUCCCCCUCCUCGAUCCCUACCUCCGCUCCUCCUACCACCGAAGAGGAGGACGACCAGCUCAGCGCGAGUGUGAGCAGUCUGCCGCGUGAGAGCAAGGAGGUUCAGAGGGGAAGCGGGAGGAACUGGAGCAAUGUGUUGAAGCUGGGUGGUGGGAGCAAGAAGAAGGGGAAUGAGACGCCGAGCUUGAGUGAGAUGAGCAUGACGACUGAUGAGGAUGGGGAAGCGGAGGAUCAGACGCAGUAG